UUAGAUGUCCUGUGUGACAGGGGAGGUGACCUUAGAUGUGCUGUGUGUGACAGGGGAGGAGGUGACCUUAGAUGUGCUGUGUGUGACAGGGGAGGAGGUGACCUUAGAUGUGCUGUGUGUGACAGGGGAGGAGGUGACCUUAGAUGUGCUGUGUGUGACAGGGGAGGAGGUGACCUUAGAUGUGCUGUGUGUGACAGGGGAGGAGGUGACCUUAGAUGUGCUGUGUGUGACAGGGGAGGAGGUGACCUUAGAUGUGCUGUGUGUGACAGGGGAGGAGGUGACCUUAGAUGUGCUGUGUGUGACAGGGGAGGAGGUGACCUUAGAUGUGCUGUGUGUGACAGGGGAGGAGGUGACCUUAGAUGUGCUGUGUGUGACAGGGGAGGAGGUGACCUUAGAUGUGCUGUGUGUGACAGGGGAGGAGGUGACCUUAGAUGUGCUGUGUGUGACAGGGGAGGAGGUGACCUUAGAUGUGCUGUGUGUGACAGGGGAGGAGGUGACCUUAGAUGUGCUGUGUGUGACAGGGGAGGAGGUGACCUUAGAUGUGCUGUGUGUGACAGGGGAGGAGGUGACCUUAGAUGUGCUGUGUGUGACAGGGGAGGAGGUGACCUUAGAUGUCCUGUGUGUGACAGGGGAGAAGGUGACCUUAGAUGUGCUGUGUGUGACAGGGGAGAAGGUGACCUUAGAUGUCCUGUGUGACAGUGGAGGAGAGCAGAAGGUGGCUUUUGGAGCAGCUUUUCCAGAAAACACGGCUGCGUAAUGAACGCCAUUGUACCUCGCGUGACUAGCGGCUACGGGCCGUGAGACAGUCUCUUAAAGUUUCAAAAUAAGGAAGUGUUUAAAGUAUUUCUGGGGGCUGGCGCUGUGGCUCACUUGGCUAAUCCUCUGCCUACAGUGCCGGCAUCCCAUAUGGGCGCCAAGUUCUAGUCCUGGUUGCCCCUCUUCCAGGCCAGCUCUCGGCUGUGGCCCGGGAGUGCAGUGGAGGAUGGCCCAGGUGCUUGGGGCAUGCACCCGCAUGGGAGACCAGGAGAAGUACCUGGCUCCUGCCUUCGGAUCAGCGCAGCGUGCCGGCCGUGGCGGCCAUUUGGGGGGUGAACCAACAGAAGGAGGACCUUUCUCUCUGUCUCUCUCACUGUCUGUAUCUGUCCAAAAAAAAAAAGUAUUUCUGAAAGAUGAUUCAAGGAAGAAUUGCAAAUCAGUUUUCUUGUUGUGUUUUCGUUGAGAUAAAAUGCAGUUGAUGUUUUAAUAAAUUGUCAGAUCGCUGUGGGCUCUGCCUGUGGACUGUCUACCCUCGGGCCCUGCAGUGCUAAGCGACACAGCCUGUCCACCCUGUCUGCCCUCGCUCCCGCCAGCUCUCCCUGCUCCUGCCGGUGCUCUCAGACCCUCCUUGUUCUCGGGGGGGGGGGGGGGGGCGCCGGUCCCAUGAGCCUCCUCUCCGCGCCCCUCUGGCUCCCCGCUGCGGUUCUGCCGUAGGCCCUGGGCACACUGGCAGCACGCGCCCCCUCUGGGCCUGACUGCUUUCCUGAGACACCGCGCUGUCCUGUUCCCGCCUGCGGGCCUCCGCCCGGGCUCCCCUCCCCAGCACGGCCCCCCCUGCGCAGGUGCAGCCGCACACUCAGGAGUCGCGCUGUUGCCUCGUGUGUUCCCCCAGGACCGGGCAGGCAGCAUUGUGCUGAAGGUGCUCAUCUCCUUCAAGGCCGGCGACAUAGAAAAGGCCGUGCAGUCCCUGG
Messenger RNA from Oryctolagus cuniculus (rabbit), 1727 nucleotides. Lineage: Eukaryota; Metazoa; Chordata; Mammalia; Lagomorpha; Leporidae. The record is from RefSeq and is a predicted model, not a curated record.